AUGAAACAAAUGAUGACAAUAAGUGAUUAUUUGAAUGUAUUAGAGAUAGCAUCAGAUGAAGACCUUUUGUUAGAGCUCGUGGAGAGACAGAAGAGACUGAAGAUAUUGUUAUCUUUAAUAAAACACUAUUUUCUAAAUGCUAUUUAAAUAUUUUAUUUAAUUGUAAUGAAAACCACACAAAGAUUAGUAACUAUUAAAGAAAACACACAAAUGUUAGACUUAUAUAAUGAAAUGAGUUUUGUUAACAAAAGUAUUAAAAUGUUAAUUAAAUGCCAAAAAACAAAGUGUUAAAUGAAGUCGUGUUAUUAGUAGAAAUAGUAGAUUGGAUUAUAAGGGC
Oppiella nova is the source of this 337-nucleotide messenger RNA. Lineage: Eukaryota; Metazoa; Arthropoda; Arachnida; Sarcoptiformes; Oppiidae. The record is from the annotation of a GenBank genome assembly.